Molecule: messenger RNA, 1377 nt
Organism: Gossypium arboreum
Lineage: Eukaryota; Viridiplantae; Streptophyta; Magnoliopsida; Malvales; Malvaceae
Product: GDSL esterase/lipase At4g10955-like
Exons: 3
Coding region: 149-1186 (345 amino acids)
Biological process (GO): lipid metabolic process
Source: RefSeq, a predicted model, not a curated record
GAGAUGUGCUCGUCAAUUUCACGCCAUCAUGAUUGCAGCUCAUGUUCCAAAAAUGCUUCAAAAACUUGCAGGAUAUUGCAUUUACUAUUGAGCUUGAAAGCUCUUGAUUUAUUGGCCUAUAGUGAAUUGUCUAGUUACUAAAUAGGUAAUGGCCUCUGGUCGUGCAAAUUUUAGUCUUUCGGGACCUUCACAACUCAAAGCCAUUGACUGGUUAAAUGAACAUCAUCGAAGAUCGAUCGCUGCGAGUUUGGUUCAAGGAGUUUAUGUGCUAGAACGUGAUCGGCAGAAGAACAGGGAAGGACACCAAGUUUGUUGUGCUCCUCCAUGGUGGGAAUCUUUUCAUUUUCGACUAAACCAUCGUCUUAUUGAUGAUGUUGAUGGAUCCAUAUUUGGUGCCAUUUAUGAAUUCGACAUCAACACCUCCUCUGCUCACCAUUCUCAACUCCAAAACGCCCCCAACUAUGUUAUUGCCUUUCGUGGUACUUUGAAUACUCCACCCUCCAUUUCUCGUGAUCUCAAACUGGAUCUUCUUUGUGCAUGCAACAGACUCCAUGGCAGCUCCCGGUUUAAGCUGGCCAUGAAGUUUGUGAACGAUACAGUUGAACGAGUUGGACCCAACAUUUGGUUAACAGGGCAUUCACUUGGAUCAGCCAUGGCAUUGAUUGCAGGGAAGGAGCUGACUAUGAAGGGUUAUCUCAUUGAAACUUACCUCUUCAAUCCCCCAUUCUUAUCAACCCCAGUGGAAAUAGUUAAGUAUCCAGUAUUAAAAACUGGGAUUCGUUUCACCAGCAGUGUGGUUAAAGCAGCACUCACAGUGGCCAUUAAGGGUCGAAAUCCAAAGCCUGGGAAACAAGAUCCUUUUGCUGCAUUAUGUUCAUGGACUCCUCACCUGUUUGUGAAUCCGAAUGAUGUUCUUUGCUCAGAGUACAAAGGGUAUUUUGAACAUAGGAAGAAGAUGGAAGAGAUUGGAGCUGGGAAAAUUGAAAGGAUCUCAACAAAGAAUUCAAUUGUUUGUCUAUUGUCAAGCCUUGUAUCCAACAUGAGCUGUGAACCCUUGCAUUUGCUUCCUUCGGCUUACCUCACUAUUAAUCUACGUCCAUGUUCAGAUUUUAGGACAGCUCAUGGGAUUCAACAGUGGUGGGACCCUAAUUUUAAUGCUAAGGUUGAGCUACACCAGUUCAAGUGACAGAAACUUAAUUUGGUGGAUGAUCAAUCAAUCAAAUAAUCUUUUUUUUUUCUUUAUUUGAUUUCCAAAGGAAAAACUUAGAUGUUAAACAACGUAUGUGUACCCAAACCCAAGAACAAAGUUUGAACAUUACUUGUUUGCGCCAUUUGAUUCAGUUUUCUCAUGAAUCCAUUUGACUAACUGUUUUCUUA